AUGGAUACUCUGACCACUCCUGUCAUGCACACCUCUGCUCCCCCUCCCCACUCAAACACCCCCAACCUGGCCGCUGCAUCCACCAUGACUCCCCCAGCCUUGACCACUCUAGCGGAGAAGGAUGCAGGGAAGUCAGCAGAACACAACAUGAGCCACGCCAGUGAUGGGGUAGCGAUGGGGACGUCUGCAGUAUCUGUUGAUGUGGAUGACGAGACCACUACGACCACUAUAACCACAACCACCAUCAUCACCACCAUGCACAACCCAGGUAAUGUAACACAGCCAGCCUAUGUAGCUACACACUUCUAAUGAUCACCUAUUCUUACCCAGAGACAUACAGUGUAUUAAUUACUAUCAGAUACAAUAUCCUGCACCACAUCUAACACCAGUUUCCAGGGACUGUAUAAUGAACCUCAUGCUCAGAUUCUAAUUAUGCAGUUCUAGAGAUAAUCCUGGGCCUUGGUGGGUUGUAAAGUGGCUGUGUUUCACCCUCUCCAGCACAGCAGCCCUAUGUCUGUCUGUCUGUCUGUCUGUCUGUCUGUCUGUCUGUCUGAGACACCACUGUGCUCACUCUCUCAAUCCUCUCUGUUUGCAGCUCACAUAUCUAAACAGCCAAGGGGCUUAAAUUAAUUAUAACAUCAGUAUUCCUGCUCCUCUCACACUCAAUCAAGAGCUCCUGAAAUUGAGUGGAAACCAGAUUGCAAACAUUAGAUAUUGAGACACAUUUGUGUUACGGUGGGAGUGAAGAAGGAGAAUUUUCAGCCUGGUCUCAUAGACUAGAUAGACGUAACAUAAUAAACGUAAAUACACUAAAAUGAGUAUGAAUGAUACGUUUGGUAUGGCUACAGAAGACAGAUGGUUACUUAAGGCAAAAAACAAAAGGAGGGUGGUUGGUCGGAGUGGAUGGGUUAACGUAUAACACGAAUGUUUAGCAACCCAAAGGUUGCGUGUUCAAAUCUCAUCACUGACAACUUUAGCAUUUUAGAUAAUUAGCAACUUUGCAACUACUUAGCAUGUUAGCCAACCCUACCUUAACCUUUUAACUUAACUCCUAACCCUUAACCCUAACCCCUAGCCUAGCUAAUGUUAGCCAUCUAGCUAACAUUAGCCAAGUAUAGCAAAUUCAUAACAUUUUUUUUACGAAUUGCAAUUGGUAACAUAUCAUACGAAUUGUAAUUCGUAACAUGUCAUACAUAUUGGAUGAUGGACAUGCACAAAUUAAUACAUACCAUACGAAACGUAACAUAUCAUACUAACUGGAUGGGAGAUUUAACAUUUUUAGUCAUUUAGCAGACGCUCUUAUCCAGAGCUACUUACAGUUAGUGAGUGCAUAAAUUUUUUCAUACUGUCCCCCCGUGGGAAUCGAACCCACAACCCUGGCGUUGCUAGCGCCAUGCUCUACCAACUGAGCUACACGAUUUAUGUUUACUAUGUUAUGUCUACCCCUGAGUCCAGGUUGGAAUCGUAAAGUGGAACGCUCCAGAGGCAGUCUCUGCUUCAUUUGUGCUUUACCCAUUGGGACCCCUUCACAACUAAUGAAGGGCAGGAUGGGGAAAUCUCCCAAUAUGUCUGAGAAACACACACACACACGCACACACACACACACGCACACACACACACACACACACACACACACACACACACACACACACACCCCACACACACACACAACACACACACACACACCCCACACACACACACACCACACGUUCCUACUACGAAGCACGCACAUACACACACACACACACACACACACACCACACACACACACACACACACAAACACACACACACACACGUGCCUACAUACGAAGCACGCACACACACACACACGCCUACAUACGAAGCACGCACACACACACACACACACACAACACACACACACACACACACACACCCACAAAUGCCUACAUACGAAGAACACACACACACACACACGUGCCUACAUACGAAGCCCGCACACACACACACACACACACAUGCCUACAUACGAAGUCACCACACAACCAACAAAACACACACACACACGUGCCUACAUACGAAGCACACACACACACACACACACACACACACACACAAAGCACACCACAACACACACACACACACACACCCACACACACACACAACACACACGUGCCUACAACGUAAGCACCACACCCACACACGCACACACACACACACAUGCCUACAUACGAAGCACGCACACACAACACACACACACACACACACACACGGGGCUACAUACGUAGCACACACGCACACACACACCCCACCACACACACACAACACAAUGCCUACAUACGAAGACACGCACGCACACACACACACACCACACACACCACUACACAACACACCCCACAAACCGUGCCUACAUACGAAGCACACACACACACACGUGCCUACAUACGAAGCACGCACACACACACACACACACACACACACACAACACACACACACGUGCCUACAUACGAAGCACGCCACACACACACACACACCACACACACACACACGUGCCUACAUACGAAGCACACACACAGUAACUUCCUGUUGUCAUCCCUCUCUUUGAUAGAAACUCAGAAAGGUCUAAAUAAAAGAAAGCACUUGAGCAGAAAGACCUCAAGGCGACCAGAAAUUGAUUCGGGCAGAAAAUUAGAAAACCUUGAAACACUACUAAUAUGGGGGGGGGGGGGGGGGGGGGGGGGUCUUCUCCAGCUCGCUCCACUCCAUGCCGGUUAGUGAGGGGGUGUCACUGUUCCUCAAUGUUUUCCUUUCCUUGCAGUUCCCUGUAUCUUCAACCUGACAGCACCAGAGGGCUACAUAGAGAUGCCCCAGCCGUCCAGCUCUCAUUACUACUCCUCUGUGGACUGCACCUACACCGUCACGGUCUACAUGGGCUAUGGAGUAGAGAUACAG
This is a messenger RNA of Coregonus sp. 'balchen', 2912 nucleotides long. Lineage: Eukaryota; Metazoa; Chordata; Actinopteri; Salmoniformes; Salmonidae. The record is from the annotation of a GenBank genome assembly.